Messenger RNA from Dimorphilus gyrociliatus, 826 nucleotides. Lineage: Eukaryota; Metazoa; Annelida; Polychaeta; Dinophilidae. The record is from the annotation of a GenBank genome assembly.
AAUGAAAAGGCCGAAGCUUUUGCCUCUUGUUCUACCUAAAAUUUUAAGAGAUGAAGAUAAGAUUAAUGGAAAUCUACCCAAAGAAAUCCGAGGAAGGAAGUUCUCAAAGAAGAAGAUAAACAGUAAUCAUAAUAAUUCUAUAUUAUUGGGUUAUCCCAAACAUGGAUAUUCCUUGGAGAAGGACAAGGAAAAUUGGUCAUUAGUCAGGCAAGUAUUACGCCGACCGCCCAGAUAUGAGUCGUCUUUUUCGGUCAGUCCUCUAGGGAAGCCUAUUCCUUGUCCGGUCGAUACCUUUUCAACCUUUCAAGGUCAGCGAUCGAAUAAGUUAAUUCUACCGCAGAUUUUCGCCGAACCGAAAAGAGAUGGUAAAGAAGCAUUUGAAGGUUUCUACCUAGAUUCCACAGAGCGUUCAUCGCAAAAGGAUGUUGACGAUUUACUAGUUAUAAGAGCUAGACAACGAGCCGAAUUUGAAAAGAGGAUGAAAAAGAAGAAAAAACUGAAAGAAACGCAUAAACUGCGAACAGAAGAUAUUGAAAGAUCACUGAUUUGUGCGAGAUUAAAUAGUCAACAUAUAAGAACACCUGAGACAGUUGAUCAAAGAUAUAGAUUACAAUUAAAUAAUUAUUCCACUGAAGCAGUUCUGUCUAAGCAAAUGUAUAAGCAUUGUUAUAGUCGGCGGCUAUCUUCUCUUCGAGCUCCACCUACCACCCCGAACUACGACGAACAAGAGCCGGAAAUAUGUUUCUCUACUCCAAUGGAAGUACCGCAAGUUAAUCAAUUUGAUUAUAGUAUCUCUAUGGCUGAUAUUCCUAAUACUUCUCCGUGA